AACCCGGAAGAAGCCUCAGAAGUGGGAAGAGUGAUCUGAAUUCCUGCGCGUUGAAUCAGAAUGGACAGUGGGGAGGUGGGCAUGUGGCUGGAGGACUGUGUCAAUGCAGCAGCCACUCAACAGGACAAGGCACCGACUGAGGAGGACCGACUGAACUACUGCAAGCAUACAGACUCUCUGUCUGCAGAGCUGGCCUCUCUCCUGCAGGAGGCGAUGGAGAUGAAGUGGCCUUUUGUUCCUGAGAAGUGGCAGUAUAAGGAAUCAGUCAGUGCCAAGGACAAAACCAACCUCAGUGACCUCAUUAGCAAACACCUACCUCAGCUCCUGGCUCUUCUGAAGGCAUCCAUUAUGGCUCAGGAAGCACGCCGGGCUCUGGCAGUGGUCUUCCUUGUGGACCGCUUCCUUUACUGGAUAGAUGAGUCCAGCCGGCUGCUCAAGAUCACCAAGCUGGUCCACAAACACCAACGUGAUGCUCCUGUAGCCCCGCAACUUGUCAUACGACAGGCCAGGGUCUACCUAAACUCUGGGAAAUUGCAAAAGGCAGAAUACAUACUGAGCAGCCUGAUUAACAACAGCGGUGCCACAGGUUGUUGGGUGUACCACUCCAAAAGUGACAGAGCUCUCGUGCAGGCUGUUAGUGUGCAAGUACGUGGAAUGAUUUUGCAAAAGUUAGGUUUGUGGCUUCAAGCUGCAGAACUGAUCUGGGCUUCUCUGGUUGGCUUCUACGCCCUCCCCAAACCCGAUAAAAAGGGAAUUGGAACUUCGCUCGGUUUACUGGCGAACAUAUUGGUAUCUAUGAAUGAUAAGGACUUCCAUGCUUUAAAUGCUAAUCCAGAUGUUGAUCUGUCUCUGCUCGUGGACAGAAGUCAUCGUCUCCUUUCUGCGGCUGAGGCAGCUAAGCUGGCGGUGGUGUACAGCCAGUAUGCGUCGCUUUACGUUUUGACCAAUGUGGCAACUCAAGGGACCUGUUUGUUGUCACACAGUUUGUCAGCAGACUGCCCUCCCCCUCAAAGGCAGUCCUUCCUCCUUCAGGCCAAAGAGGCAUUUGAAAUUGGCCUCCUCACCAAAGCAGAGGGCGAGCUGGUCACCAGCAUACAGGAGCUCCAUACUUUCCUUAAGGCUGCUUAUUCCCUGACCGUCACUCAUAAGUGGUUGGGCACACCGGCUGACGUUUUGUCGCAGGUGACACAAGCUUGCCAGAAAGCUCUUGCCUGUUUUUACGAUUACUGUAAUGCCAAAAACCAAGACAAGGAUGGCCUGUGUUCUAAAAUCAUGCGUCUGAUUGCACAAGUUAAGCUGCUGCUGCGAGUGGAACCUUUCCUUAAUUCCGACAAGGGGUCUUUUAUUCCGGACAGCUACAGAAACAUCGCAGACCGAUCCAUACAUUUCACUCUGGAAAGUUUCUCAAAGGUGAUGCAGAGAUUCCAGACAUAUCACGAGUCACUGUGCAAGACCACCAACGCGAGCUGUAAAGGCAGUAAUGAGAAGACCAACGGGCCCAGGCUGUGUAUAACUGCACUAGGAACAACUUUUGAUACACUCAUCACAGACUGUAGCACUGAACCUUGCAACAUUUCAAAGGAGACGGAUCUACUGAGACUAGGACAGCCCAAGCGGGGAAUUGCUAAUGCCGCUGCUGCGCAUCCUUCUCGGACAUCUAAAUCGUGCACCUCUGUUGGAAGUGCCCAUAGCCUGAGCUCUUCAUGGCAGACAUUCCACUGGAGUAGUUCUGGUUCACCUCAGCUUAGUGGCAACAGUUAUACGGGAAGCAGUAUUUCUGCCUUUGAACAACCAAAUGCAAGUAACCAAAGCUGUCCUACCACGGAGAAUGAUGACGACCAGUCGAACAACAUGAUUGCAUUAACAAAUGCAGACUUACUGAGGUAUGACCCGGUCAGUAUCACGACUGUACCACAUUCUUUCUUGAGAGCAAAGAAGACGGAAGUAUCAGAAGCUGCCGUAGAGACACUAAACACCGAGGAAGAUGGGAUCCCAAAGAAGAUGGAAGUACCAAAAGCUGCCGUAGAGACACUAAACACCGAAGAAGAUGGGAUCCCAAAGAAGAUGGAAGUACCAGAAGCUGCUGUAGAGACACUAAACACCGAGGAAGAUGGGAUUCCAAAGAAGAUGGAAGUACCAGAAGCUGCCGUAGAGACACUAAACACCGAGGAAGAUGGGAUCCCAAAGAAGAUGGAAGUACCAGAAGCUGCCGUAGAGACACUAAACACCGAGGAAGAUGGGAUCCCAAAGAAGAUGGAAGUACCAGAAGCUGCCGUAGAGACACUAAACACCGAGGAAGAUGGGAUCCCAAAGAAGAUGGAAGUACCAGAAGCUGCCGUAGAGACACUAAACACCGAGGAAGAUGGGAUCGCUGAUCUUGUUUGUGCCAAAUCAAAACCAUCUCCUUUUGGGGAAUCGUUGCACUCACUGUCUCAGCUUACACUUAGAACAUCUUCAAGUUCGCUCAGCGAUAGUUUUAGUUCCCAGUCGUCAUGGGAAAAAUUCUCAUCUGACCUUAAUUUCCCCACAAGUAGAAGCCCUCAGCCACCUAACCUAUCAAAAGUGCAAACUGGACAAAAUAAGAAUUCAUCAGACUCUGAUGGCAGUUUCUGUCUGUUGGAGACUGAUCCUUCUGAGACAGAUGAUUCCCCAGUAGUCAAUGCAAUUCCUAUAAAGUCUUCUCCUGAGACGUCUUACUCAAACCCACACCCAAACCUUGAGAAAUGUACCCCGGAGCAGUACGCCUCCACUGAUGCAUCAACACAAAGCUCAUUUGAGAACCUUGAUAUGAAUCAUGGUCGAUACCCCAACACCGAAUCCGACAAUACUGACAAAGAUAAUAUCCUUCAAAAAAAGAAUCCAUUGUGCUACAGCUGCCAACACCACAGCGGUGUAGCUCAAUUCCAACCUGAGCGACAGUACUUUCUGUCACAGGAGGAUUACCGUGCUCUCCUAGCAGGUGUUUGCCAUGAAUGUCUGCUGAGAAGGUUGCAGAGCAACGAGACAAAGUUCAGACUCAAGGAACACAAAAUUUCUUACUGUGCUCUUCAUUUGAAGUUCUCCAAGGCCACGGGCCUGUGGACAGCUAGAGAGACAUGUGUUUACAUUGGCAAGUCAAUGAAGAAGAAGGGUGCACAGAGAGAAGCAAUAUGGGUCCAGUUUCUACACCAGGAGGAACGGUUAAGCAGUUAUGUGGGGAAAGAUUACAAGAAGCCAAAGGAGAUCCAGUUUCACCUGAAAGAUGUGGAGCGACAGAUGACAGCCCAGUACUAUGUGACUGAAUUCAAUAAGAGUCUGUACGACAAGGAAGUCAUGGCUCAGAUAUUUUUUAUUCCCUCAGAGGCACUACUGCUCUUGAACGGUGACGAAAUCAUGGGAUGCAUAACGGUGGAACCCUACAUGCUUGGAGAGUUUGUCAAACUGACCAACAACACCACUAAAAAGGACCAGCGUUAUGAAAUGACAAAAUAUGGCAUUGCCUUUGGCCACUUCACCUACCUGUUUUCUGGCUGCCAGGAAGUUGUGGUUGAUCUGCAAGGAUGGGUAACAGCCAAUGGCAAAGGGUUGACCUACUUGACUGAUCCACAGAUCCACUCCAAAAAAACUCCCAAAGACCGGUCCAACUUUGCGGACAGGGGCAUAAGGGACUUUGUAGACAAGCAACACGGACCAGAAUGCAACAGCAUCUGUCAGCUGCUCAACCUGCCUCCGGUGACCAGAUAACCACGUUC
This is a messenger RNA of Thalassophryne amazonica, 3731 nucleotides long. It is a transcript of the gene alpk1, whose product is annotated as alpha-kinase 1. Gene Ontology annotation, molecular function: ATP binding; protein serine/threonine kinase activity. The coding region runs from base 61 to 3723 and encodes 1220 amino acids. The transcript is spliced from 14 exons. NCBI's taxonomy places the organism in Eukaryota, Metazoa, Chordata, Actinopteri, Batrachoidiformes, Batrachoididae. The record is from RefSeq and is a predicted model, not a curated record. Gene Ontology annotation, biological process: protein phosphorylation.